Messenger RNA from Corythoichthys intestinalis (scribbled pipefish), 9889 nucleotides. RefSeq names its product pellino E3 ubiquitin protein ligase family member 2 (gene peli2). Gene Ontology annotation, biological process: protein polyubiquitination; regulation of Toll signaling pathway. The record is from RefSeq and is a predicted model, not a curated record. Bases 226 to 1500 code for a protein of 424 amino acids. The transcript has 6 exons. NCBI's taxonomy places the organism in Eukaryota, Metazoa, Chordata, Actinopteri, Syngnathiformes, Syngnathidae. Gene Ontology annotation, molecular function: protein binding; ubiquitin protein ligase activity.
GUUUUUGUAUUCGCUUCAGAGCGCGUCCAACCGCCAACUAAGUUACGCUAGAGAAGUUCUAGGCAGCGUUUAUUUGACGAAAAGCGGAUCUUCGCAGACAUUUCAACACCUGCCUGUGGAUAUAAGAUAUGAACUAAGUGCGUGUUCGAGCUUUUCGAAGGGAGCUGCAUUUGCGCUGCUGUUUCUUUCGUGUACAGUGAACGCCACAGCGAAGCUGCAAGCCUCAUGUUUUCGUCCAGCCAAGAGGAACACUGCGCCCCCUCCAAAGACCCGGUUAAAUACGGCGAGCUGGUCGUUUUGGGGUACAAUGGCUCCCUGCCCAAUGGAGAUCGCGGUCGACGGAAAAGCAGAUUUGCGCUAUACAAGAGGACCAAAGCCAACGGCGUUAAGCCGAGUGCUGUGCACAUCCUCAACACACCGCAAGACAGCAAGGCUGUCAACUGCAAAGGCCGACACAGCAUCUCAUACACACUGUCCCGCAACCAGACAGUCGUGGUGGAGUACAGCUACGAUAAAGACAUUGACAUGUUUCAGAUCGGCCGUUCCACUGAGAGUCCAAUUGACUUUGUGGUGACAGACACUAUUGCGGGAGGCCAGGAGGGCGAGGAGACACCCAUCACACAGAGCACCAUCUCACGUUUCGCCUGCCGGGUCAUAUGUGAGCGCAACCCUCCCUACACGGCCCGUAUCUACGCAGCUGGAUUCGACUCGUCCAAGAAUAUCUUCCUCGGGGAAAAAGCUGCAAAGUGGAAGAACCCUGACGGUCACAUGGAUGGGCUGACAACCAACGGCGUGCUUGUGAUGCACCCCAAAGGAGGUUUCACAGAAGAGUCCAAACCUGGCGUGUGGCGGGAGAUUUCUGUGUGUGGGGAUGUUUACACCCUGAGAGAAACGCGCUCCGCGCAGACGCCGGGCAAACUGGUGGAGAACGAAAGUAACGUACUCCUGGAUGGCUCCCUGGUGGACUUAUGCGGCGCCACCUUGCUGUGGCGCACUGCCGAGGGUCUCUUUCACACUCCCACCCAAAAGCAUCUGGAGGCCCUACGGCAGGAGAUCAACGCGGCGCGGCCCCAGUGUCCCGUAGGUCUAAACACCCUGGCCUUUCCCAGCAUGCAACGCAGCCGAGCUCUGUCCUGUCUGGAGGACAAGCAGCCUUGGGUGUACUUGGCGUGCGGCCACGUGCACGGUUACCACAACUGGGGUCAUCGCUCGGAGCAGGAACCCAACACCCAGCGAGAGUGCCCCAUGUGCCGGAUGGUGGGCCCUUACGUUCCGCUCUGGCUGGGCUGCGAGCCCGCCUUCUACGUGGACACGGGCGCCCCCACUCAUGCCUUUGUGCCGUGCGGACACGUGUGCUCGGAGAAGUCCGUUAAGUACUGGUCGGAAAUCCCCCUGCCCCACGGCACCCACGCCUUCCACGCCGCUUGCCCCUUCUGCGCCACCCAGCUUAGCCUCGCUCAGGGCUGCUCCAAGCUCAUUUUCCAGGGCCCUGUGGACUGAACAAAGUGUCGAUUUUGCUCUGUGACAACAUGCUGUGAAACUUAUGAGAUUAGUUUGUCGAUUCCCUCACGUUAGACCCUCUGUGGAAAGCUCAGGUGGUAAUAGUUUGGAUUCUAAAGACUUUCCGGAUGCUCUGUGAAGACUUUCCCUUCCAGAACCAAAUACUCCUUUUUUUUUUCUUUUUUCUCACCUGUCCUGCCGAGCAGCCGCUUUGAAGAAAUGCUCCAGCACUGUUAGGCUACAAGUGAUUUUACAGUAGCUGGUAAAUGUUAUGCUUUAGGUAGAGAGAAUUUAUCGUUUAUACUCUUUUGAAACUUGAUAACAGGCAAGCCUGAAGCAGGUCGGACGUCGCUCCUGCUGGAUCGGGUAGGUUUCAGGAAAAAAAAAGCCAGACAGCUGGACUGUUGGCGAGGAGAACCUAUUGCACCUCACGUGCUUCCGAUUUGGACCUGAAGCCUUUAUCGGCAUCGGAGGUGGCUUUCAUAAUACCUGUCAUACCCACAGUCAGAAUUCAGUGCCUCUAAUCCCAUGAAGCGGCGGGAACGUCGUGUUUCACAGAAAAGAGAAACCUCUGUUAAGUUGGCCCCCCGUCAGACGCAAAUUUAUGUCAAAAUGAUGUCAAGUGUUUGUGCUGCUAUCGUUUUUGAGAUAUUGAGAUAUUCAUUUCAAGGGAUGACUUCACACGCAGCCCUCCCAUUUACUGCAAAAUGUAUCUGAAGUGGUACCAUUGGUUUGUGCUAGUCUGUGCUGUAAAAGGUUUAGCGUACUGCCACAGUUUUGCAGUUAUAACUAGUGGUGUGACAAAAUAUUGAAAUACUGAUAUAUUGUGAUACUUUGUAUCCCAAAAGAUUAUCGAUAUGCUCCUGCCAAGAAUCAAUAUACUGUAUAGUUUUACAAAGGUAUGACUGUUAAAAAAAAAAAAAAAUGAACCAACAAGUUGCUCCCAUAAUCUUCCCCUGGAAUAGUCUCCGUUAACUUAAUGGCUGCCAUUGGCAGCGCUGGACAACCAAUCCAUUUAGACCAGGGCCCCCCAAACUGUUUCACAUCGGGCCACAGCGGGUGCCGGAUAUCUUUCCAACAAAACAGGACGACACCUUUGCACCAAUGGUGUCUUACAAGUGUAAGUCGCUGAUUCAGGUUGAUUUAGUUAUGUUCAUGUCAGUGUGUUAGCCAAACACAACUUACGGCCUUCUCAAAGCAGAGGCAAUAAUAGAACUGGGACAGAUUGGUGGAUUUCUGUUUUUCUUUCGUACAAUUCAUCUUGAAGCAACUUUAUACAGUCCUUUCAUCCCAACUGUGCUUGUGUAUGUGUGAGUGGGUGAGUGUGUGUGGUUUAUCUAGACAAAAGACGCAAAAAACAGUAAACGAAUGUACAUAGCUUAAAUUCAACCAUUGCAUUUAAACUUAGACGUAGAUGUAACAUUCGCUGUAAAGCUUGCGACAUUUCUUAGGCGUCAACGGAGCACUUCCGGUUUCAUGCACUUAAAGUGAGGGCAGAUUCACUCCCGCUGCGCUAUGUAGCAACUUGAUGCUGGUUUCGGACGAACUAUUAUAUUUUAUCUUAACAAUUUGUUUCUGUAAAUAUGAAUGAUGCCUAUGACCAGAGGUGGGUAGUAACGCGUUACAUUUACUCCGUUACAUUUACUUAACUUUUUGAGACAAAUGUACUUUUCAGAGUAUUUUUAUUAAGCCAGACUUUUACUUUUACUUGAGUAGAUUUGUGGAGAAAAAACCCUACUCUUACUUCGCUACAUUGGGCUACACGAGUUGUUACAUUUUUCCCUCUUUAGUCUACAUAUUAGAUUAAUUUUUUAAAUUCUUGCUAGCGAUGCUAUUGCCAAGAGUAGCGCUACUAAUUUUGCCAAUGAGACGUCGCAACAAUAAUCACAUGACUCCAUUAUACCAAUCGGACGUAAGCUUGCCGUUCUAUGAUCACGCUCGCCUGUUCAAUCACGAGUCUUAACGCACUGUAACAAAUAAAGUAUUUGACAUUGAGCGCUGACCUCAACAUGAAUCGAAAGCGCGGAUUUAAAACUCUCCCCCAGUUUUUAUUUGGCACAGAUGGACCACGGCAAACCAGAGAUAUGAUCCUUUUAAUUUUAUAAUAGCAACUGAAGGAACUACAGUAUUCACUAUUCAAGCUAGGAACUAUUUUCUCCACUAGACUGCAGGGCACUCAUGCUCUUUGGACGAAUAAUGCUUCAUUACUGUUUUUUUUUUUCUCUUUAAAGAUAUAUCUAUAUAUUAUCAUUUCUUUGGCGUAAUGUGGUCAUGGAAUGUGUUAUUGUACAAUAUCAUUAUAACAACAGUUCAUAUAGAUAAGUUUGUGCUGAGAGGGAAAAAAAUACCAUUGUUUAAAUAAUCAAAGAAAAAUAAGCAGUUACUCAUUACUUGAGUAUUCUUUUCACGGGAUGCUUUUUUUUACUUGUAUUUGAGUGCAUUUUUUGGAUGACUUUUACUUGAGUAAUAUCAUUUUGAAUCACGCAACUCUUACUUGAGUAAAAUUUUUGGCUAUUCUACCCACCUCUGCUUAAGACACUUACGUACUGCAAAAACGCACAAUUACCAGUAGGCACAUGCUCGCGUCAUCCGUCCACCUGUGCCUCUCUUACAAUUGACUUGCGCAUUCUGGUACGGUGCAUGUGCAAUCCAUCUUUGUACAUAUUUACGUCGGCCAAACAUAGAAAUUAGUAGAUGAAGGCACAGAACGAACAAUUGUGAACAUCUCAAACAAAUAAUCAUUUGACUUUGUAGCCUUUGAUACAAGUCGGGUGCUGCUUGUUGAUUGACACCCUGAUUUAGACUGAGAGGGGUAUUCACAGCCAGUCGCGCUGAUUUUUUUGGGGUAUAUUCACAGGUCAAUUUGUUCAUUUUAGGGCAUUUACAGGUCACGUCCUGUUGAGUGUGAGUCACUGCCUAUUCAUUUGGGGAGAUUCCCAUGGUCAUUUCCUGUUCUGUAACCCAAAACCAACAGGAAGUGACCUAGAUAUGUCCCAAAAUCAAGUGACUGAAAAAUCAACAGCAAAUGACCCAAAAUGAAAUUGACCGCCAUAGACGUCCAAUCCAUUUGAAGUGGGAGGGAUGGCAGCGAAUGAAUCAUUCUUUGCCUACUCGUAAUAAACUCAUUCCAAUUUACACCAUAAGAAUAACAAAAAGCUUGUUUUUCUGUUUAUUACAUGUAUAGUCAAUUAUUGUAGAAUGAUUUCUUGACUCAUGUAUCGAUAAUUGAUAAAUGAUUGUUAACGUGAGCUUUGUAUCGUGAAGCACCUAGAGGUUCCCACAUGUAGCUAUUACCAAUUCUUUUUAUGCCCAUCAAGAGUUCAACCGACCCACCCCACACCACCCCUCUCAUUCCUACUCAACCCAGAAAUGUUACCUUUGGCUUGUCCUGUUAAAAAAUUCAUAACAUUUGGGUUGUGCUGCUACAUUUGUAUAGAUAUUACACAUUUUAGUUUUUACUGAUUGUGUCACCACCACAAACAAGCGCACUAAAUGUGUGUGUGUGGGGGGGGGGGGGCUGCGUGACAUCAUCACUACAAAUGAAUAGCAGAACAUUCACAAAACCGUUGCAGCAGAAACAAAAAAUGUUUACUGCACAAAGGAUCGACACCAUUUUUAGCCAUUUUGGGCUGGUUGACCUCAGAUUGACCGAUAAAAGGAUAGUCAUUAUCUAAAAAAUGAUAGCUGCACAAAUUAAACUUUUUACAGCACAAACGUAGCACAAACGAUUGACAUCAUUUUGAUAUACAGUAAAUUUUCUUCUGAUGGGGUCCAACUUCACAGAGGUAAAGGAGACCGGUAUUUAACUGAAGGCAAGAAGAGAGAUUAGCUUUGUAUACCGGUCUGAGUAAACGACAGCUCACAGUCGCAACCCAAUGUGAGUACCGACAGGAUGUGAGUGGCGCAUGCGUAGUACAUACACAAGUCAAACUAGCAUGCGCACAGUUUACUGCAGGCGACCGAUCCGAGUUGCACAUAUUUACAUGAACAAAGUCUUUAACCGGAAGCAUAAAUAAAUGUUUUUUUUUUUUUUAAAAUGGAAAGAUACAUUUACAUGGAGACCGAAAAGUCAAACAAUGCUAAAACACACAGUGGUAUGAAAAAGUAUCUGAACCUUUUGGAAUUUCUCACAUUUCUGCAUAAAAUCAUCAUUAAAUGUGAUCUGAUCUUUGUCAAAAAUCACACAGAUGAAAAAACUGUCUGCUUUAAAGUGCCUGUGACACGAAAAAGCAUGUGUAUUUCAUAAUACACGCGGUAUUUUAUGCCCCUGAAUGAUAUGGGCCGCUUGGAUGUGUGUGGAAGCGAUCGCUAUUUUUAUUUAGUUUUUUUAAUCCCGCGCCAUGAAAAUGAGUGACUUCCGGCUUCGGUCUUGCAUUGAGGAGGAGGGCGCUGUGACGUGUACGGUAGAAAACGUCCUCUUCACGCUACAGUGUACUGUUGUGUAUGAGGAAGAAGGAUUCAGCUGAUUUUGCGGAUUAAUACGUUUAUUUUUCGCAUCACGCCAGCCAAACGGCUGCAGAAAAAUCAUUCUGUAUGAGGGAGCGGCGUAUGCGCCUUUUUGGAGUUUCAAAAGGUUCCCAUUCACCGUGGAUAUUUACUGUGGGACCAUUGGACUUACGAGGAAGUGAGUAAACAUCUUGUUUUGUAUUAUGUCAAAUACGAAUACAGCGAUUACAAAGUAAACACUACAAACUUUCUUUAAAUGAAGGACUACUUACGUUUGAUCAUUGAUAGGCAUGUAAAAAGCUCUCCUAAUGCUCAUUAGCAGCAGCACGUUAGCUGCACAACAACUCCAGCCACCCUUCUCCGGGGAACGAACUGUAAAUUGCUCUCCGCCUGGCAGUUUGCCGGUCCGCGAUGACAAUCGACAACCGGGUCGUCAUGUCAAAUAAUCCAGGAUAGUUAUGUGUGAUUUUCCGCUUCGAAGACUUUGAAACAUCACUCGGUUCGGGUUAGCAUGUCGGCUAGCUGUCACGCCUUCUGGUUUGUUUACAUUCUCCGAAGCCGGGGAAGGGAAAUGACAUAUGUCCGAUUUAAGUGUCAUAAAAUAUCGUUCGGGAGGUGCGACAGUAAACGUGAAGUUGACAGUUUUGACCAUUAUGGAGUAAUUUUGCCAUGUCGUCCUGAAUAAAUGCAUUUUUAUUAUUUCAUAUUCCAUUCAGCACAAGACUUAUUUGUCAUGACCAUGCCAUUUAUUUAGCAAUUCGGGAAAAUACUUGGAUAAAAAGAAUAUCCUGUAAAAAUAUUGAAGUAAAGAGACAGAAACAAUGACAUUUUGCCGCUCUCUUCGUCGCAUUUUCCUCGUUGUGAAUAGUUCCCCCUCGACGGGCUGACUGGUCCUUCUCAAGCCAUUUAUAUAGCUAUUGGGGAAAAUACUUGGAUAAAAAGAAUGUCCUGUAAAAAUAUUGAAGUAAAGAGACAGAAACAAUGACAUUUUGCCGUUCUCUUCGUCGCGUUUUCCUCGUUGUGAAUAGUUCCCCCUCGACGGGCUGACUGGUCCUUCUCAAGCCAUUUAUAUAGCUAUUGGGGAAAAUACUUGGAUAAAAAGAAUAUCCUGUAUAAAUAUUGAAGUAAAGAGACAGAAACAAUGACAUUUUGGCGCUCUCUUCGUCGCGUUGUCCUCGUUGUGAAUAGUUCCCCCUCGACGGGCUGACUGGUCCUUCUCAAGCCAUUUAUAUAGCUAUUGGGGAAAAAUACUUGGAUAAAAAGAAUAUCCUGUAAAAAUAUUGGAGUAUAGAGACUGAAAGAAUGACAUUUUGUGGCUCUCUUCGUCGCGUUUUCCUCGUUCUGAAUAAUUCCCCCUCAAUGGGCUGAAUAGUAAAACCGAUGAGCCCAGUCUACCGCUGACGUCAUCCACCUGUUGGGGACGCUAAAGCCCUAUAAUGGUAGGCGUGGCUAACCGGCAGAUUAAAAGACUAAUUUCUCGUCAUCUGUGCUUUGAUAAAUUGUUGUAUAUAGUCGAAUCGUCUCAAAAUAUGAUUCUAAUUCACAUAAUAAUGCCAUUUAAGACUUUUUUUCUCGUGUCAUAUGCUCUUUAACUAACACCACCCAAACAUUUAUAGUUUUUCAUAUUUUAAUGAGGAUAAUAUGCAAACAAUGACAGAAUGGGGAAGAGUAGGUAAGUGAACCAUCGCAUUUAAUAUUUUGUGCCCCUCCUUUGGCAGCAAUAACUUCAACCAGACGCUUCCUGUAGCUGCAGAUCAGUCUGGCACAUCAAUCAGGACUAAUCUUGGCCCAUUCUUCUCAACAAAACUGCUGUAGUUCAGUAAGAUUCCUGGGAUGUCUGGCAUGAAUCGCUGUCUUUAGGUCAUGCCACAGCAUCUCAAUGGGGUUCAAGUCUGGACUUUGACUUGGCCACUCCAGAACGUGUAUAUUGUUCUUCUAAAACAAUUCUGAAGUUGAUUUGCUUCUGUGUUUUGGAUCUUUUCUUGUUGCAGCAUCCAUCCUCUUUUUAGCUUCAACUGUCUAACAUACGGCCUCAGGUUUUCCUCCAAAACAUCCUGAUAAACCUUUGAAUUCAUUCGUCCAUUCAUGACUGCAAGUUGUUCAGGCCCUGAGGCAGUAAAACAGCCCCAAAUCCCUCCACCAUGCUUCUCGGUGGGGAUGAGGUGUUGAUGUUGGUGAGCUGUUCCAUUUUUCCUCCACACAUGACGUUGUGCGUUACUCCCAAACAAUUCAACUUAGGUUUCAUUAGUCCUCAAAAUAUUUUGCCACAACUUCUGUGGGGUGCCCAAGUGCCUUUUUGCGAACAAUGAACGAGCAACUAUGUUUGUUUGAGACAGCAGUGGCUUCCUCCGUGAAGUCCUCCCAUGAACACUAUUCUUGGCCGUAGUUUUACAUAUAGUUGAAUUGUGCACAGAGAUAUUGGACUGUGCCAGGGAUUUCUGUAAGUCUUUAGCAGACGCUCUAGAUUUGUUUUUUUUUUACCUCUCUGAGUAUUCUGCGCUGAACUCUUGGAGUCAUAUUUGGUGGACGGCCACGCCUUGGGAGAAAGGCAACGGUGCUAAACUCUCUCAAUUUGUAAACAACUUCUCUGACUGUCAAUUGAUGAACAUUCAGACUUUUAGAGAUGGUUUUGUAUCCUUUCCCAGCUUUAUACAAAUCAAUGAUCUUGAUCGCAGGUCUUCAGACAGCUCUUUUGACCGAGCCAUGAUGCACAUGAGACAGUGCUUCUCAUCAAGACAAUUCUUACCAGGUGUGUGUUUUAUGGUGGGCAGGGCAACUUUAAACCACUCAUCAGUGAUUGGGCACACACCUGACUUAAAUUGUUUGGUAAAAAUUGGUUUCAAUUGCUCUUUAAGUCUCCUUAGGCAGAGGGUUCACUUACUUAUUUUUCCCCCUUCUGUCAUUGUUUGGAUGCUAUCCUCAUUAAAUAUGAAAACCUAUAAAUGUUUGGAUGGUUUUAGUUAAAGCAGACAGUUUUUACAUUGUGUGAUUUUGACAAAGAUAAGGUCACAUUUCAUGGUAAUUUUAUGCAGAAAUGUAAGAAAUUCCAAAUUAUUCAGAUACUUUUUCAUACCACUGUCUUGACAAAAGGGAAACAAUUAUCAUAGUAAUUCAAAAGUUAUUACCGUAAUUUUCGGACUGUAAGCCGCUACUUUUUCCCUCCACUUUGACCCCUGCGGCUUAUAGUCUCGUGCGUCUUAUAUGUGGAUUUUGUAGGCCUAUAAGGUGUGUGUCUUUCGUAUGGUUGUUAAAAGUAUUUAAUUGUAUUGAUAUCGAAAUGUUCUAUUGAGAUGCGCCAUUUGAUUACUCUGUUAUCUAUUGGUUUUUGGGCCACCGCAGGUUAAGAGAAUUUUGUUGUCAUGGGUUGAAUUUCAUUCUGCACGACUCUUUGUAGUAAUGGAGGGUAUUUUUGCAUUUUCCUUCUUAACUCGUUGGCUGCCGUUUACUGCGCUUGACGUCCAAUCCAUUUGAAGUGAGAGGGUUGCAUGUAAAUAAAUGCAUGUAAAUGAACAAUCAUUCACUGCCACACUCUCAGUUCAAAGGGAUUGGAUGUCUACUGGUCAUGAACUCUUUUUCAAAGAGUUUUAAUUUUUCAUAAGCUGCAAGACGGGAUGUCUGUCAUCGUCUUAUGGCACUAAAAGAGAACGAACAAACAACGAAACAAUAACUACCGAGUCCUUUUUUUUUUUUUGAGUAGAGAUAACAAGUUGAAAAAGUAUCACAACAGUAGUCUUUAGGUGUGACAAUCCCUCUGGCUUAUCAUAAAGUGCGGCUUAAACUUGAACAAAUAGUUUUCUUGUCAAAUUUGGUAGGUGUGGCUUACAGUCCGGUGUGGCUUAUCUAUGAACAAAUGCCGUUUCUGUGUCAAAUUUGUGGGGUGCGGCUUAUAGUCAGGUGUGCCCUUAUAGUCCGAAAAUUACGGAAGUUACUUUUUUUUUUUUUU